AUGUGUAAAAGAAACUUUAUCGGUUACGACCGUAGUUUCGCCUUACUUAAGAACGUCCGUGUUGAUCCGAAAUUUGGGCAUGGCAGAAAAGGUGGAGAAAACAUAUCUUAUGUAAUAAAUCAGACAGAAGAUCUGGAAUAUUAUACUUUAGAAAAGGGUUACUUCAAGCUUCGCUGUCAGGAAGGUAAACCAUACCAUUUCAAACAGACGAGCCAUUUAAAUGACUGGUUUAAUGCACUAGAAUUUUAUAAUCAGUCCACCAAAAUGAUAUCUACUCAACAACGGUUUGAUAAGACAGCAAUCACAAUAAAGCGGUUUGAAUACGCAAAUCUAUAUCACACAAUGACGGACUUUUACAACGCAUUUCUGGUCGCCAAGGUUCUCAGGCUAGUACCUGAUCACGUGAUCAUAUUAAUAGUUGACGGUCACCCAGCAGGAGCGCUGGACGACACGUGGUCUCGGCUCUUCGGUGGCAUAAUACGUGCAGGUGAGAUAACUGACGCAGUAACAUUCCCACGUAUGGUCUGGUCCACCAUUGGCUACGACAGCAUGCUCAACAGCCACCAUCUACAUCAAGUGCCAUUUCUGGAGGAAUUUAGAAGCUUCUUUCUCUCAAGACACUCUGUACAUUUCAAUGACGCACUCGAUUGUGAUAAUCUGACGGUAGUACUCCUUUUACGAAAAGACUAUUUAGCUCAUCCUAGAAACCCAUCAGGAUCAGUAAGCAGAAAAAUAGCAAAUAAUGAAGAAUUGGUACAAAAACUUAAGGAGUUAUUGCCUCGCCAUAAUGUUCUAAGUUCUCAAAUUGAUCUUCUCUCCAUGAAAGACCAGUUGCGUUUAAUAUCUAGGACGGACAUACUGAUUGGCAUGCAUGGUGCCGGCCUAACCCACACAUUGUUUCUACCUAAACAUGCCGGCUUGGUCGAGUUAUACCCUAAGUACUGGCCCACUGCAAAUGUACAUUUCCAAGCCAUGGCACGCUGGAGAAACCUCAAAUACUUGCGAUGGCAAAAUGCUGAUCCGUCUAAUGAACUUUCAAAUAAAUAUACGGUCAUUAAUACAACUGAUGUUGUGGAAAUGUUGAAAAAUAUCCAUAGUUUAAUGUGCAACUGA
Molecule: messenger RNA, 1113 nt
Organism: Mya arenaria
Lineage: Eukaryota; Metazoa; Mollusca; Bivalvia; Myida; Myidae
Exons: 1
Coding region: 1-1113 (370 amino acids)
Molecular function (GO): glycosyltransferase activity
Source: RefSeq, a predicted model, not a curated record